This is a messenger RNA of Meleagris gallopavo (turkey), 416 nucleotides long. Lineage: Eukaryota; Metazoa; Chordata; Aves; Galliformes; Phasianidae. The record is from RefSeq and is a predicted model, not a curated record.
CACUGAUUAAAAGAGAAGUGAAGGCGACAUUCAACAGAAUGCUGAAAGUCCCAGGACUUCCCUUGCCCAGUGAGGAUGCUGUGGAGUUAAGAAAGGACUGCUCUCCAGGCUGUCUGCACCGUGCACCAUUUCCCUCUCAAAUAAUCAAUGAGAUUAAGGAUGUGCUCUGCAUUGCUGUGGGCCCACGGGAUGAAGGGGAAGUGAUUGAUCCUGGCUGGCUGGAGUGCUUGCUGGGUAGACUGAGUCAGACACUUCGGUGCAGAAAGUUCAUGUGUCCCACAUCAGAACAGCAGCUGGCAAAGUGCACGGUUGAGUUGGCUUCUUUGCUGGGUAAGUCAGUCAUGAAAAGCUGUUUAAGGCUAAAAUGUGUUGUUAACGUUCUCUUGAAUCCUUGGCUUUAGAGAUUUUGCUAUUUA